AAUACUGGAUUUCCGUCGUGUCCCUCCAGUGGUUGGGAGAUUGAUGAACAUCACUAAGGAAAUUUUAGAAGUUACCAAGAAUGAAAUCCUACAAAGUGUCUUUUUUGUUUCACCUGCCAGCAACGUGUGUUUCUUUGCCAAGUGUCCUUAUAUGUGCAAGACGGAAUAUGCCGUAUGUGGGAACCCUCAUAUGCUGGAAGGAUCUCUUUCUGCUUUCCUGCCAUCCCUCAACCUGGCUCCAAGAAUCUCCAUCCCAAACCCAUGGAUCCGAUCCUACACCUUUGCUGGAAAAGAGGAAUGGGAAGUGAAUCCACUUUAUUGCAACACAGUGAGGGAGGUUUAUCCUUAUAGCAGCGGCAGCCGGCUACUCAAUAUAAUUGACAUGGCAGUAUUUGACUUCUUAAUAGGCAACAUGGACCGUCAUCAUUAUGAGAUGUUCACAAAGUUUGGGGAUGAUGGCUUUUUGCUUCACCUGGACAACGCAAGAGGAUUUGGGAAACACUCCCAUGAUGAAAUCUCCAUUCUGGCUCCGCUCAUACAGUGCUGCCUAAUAAAGAAGACAACAUUAUUACGGCUACAACUCUUAGCUCAGCCAGACUACCAACUCAGUGAUGUUAUGCGGGAAUCCUUGCUUCAGGACCGCCUCACCCCUGUGCUUACAGAACCACACCUUCUGGCACUGGACAGGAGGUUACAGAUAAUUCUGAAGACUGUGAAGAAAUGCAUAGAGACCAAUGGAGAAGACACAGUUGUAGCUAACUCUGAGUCUUUGGAGCCACCUGUAUUUGGAACGUCAUGAUGAAGUCAGAACCCAGGAGGAAACAGGGACAUGAACUUAAUUGUUUAUUCUCAUGUAUCCAGGAAAAUUGGAUUGGCAUGGGCAAGGUCUCUGGAAGAUCACAAGUUAUGAACUGAGCUGCUGGGAGUGUAGUAGGAGCUGCAACUCCGGUGAUCAGUUGCUAACAUACUUAUUUUACCCUGAUCCCCACUACCAAUUAUCUUUGUGCCUGUGCUGCAGGAGACAACCAAAACCCCAGCAAUAUGUAACA
Messenger RNA from Gekko japonicus, 1049 nucleotides. RefSeq names its product family with sequence similarity 20 member A (gene FAM20A). The annotation marks the transcript as partial. Gene Ontology annotation, cellular component: Golgi apparatus. Gene Ontology annotation, molecular function: protein serine/threonine kinase activator activity. Lineage: Eukaryota; Metazoa; Chordata; Lepidosauria; Squamata; Gekkonidae. The transcript has 6 exons. The record is from RefSeq and is a predicted model, not a curated record.